AUGAAACGGAAAGGAAGCAUAAUUCUUACACCGAAAAGAAAACAGCAAAUUGAAGUGCAGUCGGAUGAGGAGGAAGAUCGUGCAUCAGACAGCGAAAUCGAACGAGUCACACCAGACCACGAUGAUCAGGACGACAAUUCUGCGGAACAGAGCGAGGAGGAUCAAGCCACUGACGAGAAUGAGGAUGUUGGGCAAGGUUCGGACGAAUCGGAAGAUGGAGAAGAAUCCGACGAUCAGCAGCAGGACUCAAACGAGGAAAACAACGAUGAAAGCGGGCAAGACGAUAGCGGCAAUGAGGACGAAGACACAGUAAAGCGUACACCAUCCAUUAAACAACCAAUAAUCCGAGGCAAGGUGCAACGUGUGACACCCUUGCUGAAGAAAAAGAAGAGAAAAGCUGGUGUAAUCUACAUCAGCUCCAUCCCCAAACACAUGAAUGUGACUAUCCUACGUUCGUUACUAGAACCGUUCGGGGAAAUCGGUCGCAUAUACUUGCAACCUUCUCAGAAAGAUGGCAAAGUUCGGAUGAAAACGGCGCAGGGCAAGCGUGCGAUGGUGCAAUACACCGAGGGAUGGGUUGAGUUUUUAGAUAAACGCGUUGCAAAACAAGUAGUACCACUGUUAAACAUGCAUCCAAUCACCAACAAAAAGAAAUCAGUGUUUCGUGACAUCCUGUGGAGCAUGAAGUACUUGUCAGGGUUCAAGUGGGUCCAUCUGAACGAACGGUUGACGUACGAGCGAGCAGUGGCCAAGGAGAAAAUGCGCGAACAAAUUCAGCAGAUUCGCAAGGAAGUUUCGUACCACGAAACAAAGGUUCAUCAUAAAGAGAUGGCAUUGAAAAAUGCUGCAAGGGAAAAGAAGGAAACCAAGGCCAAGAAAAAUGGAGUAUAA
Anopheles maculipalpis is the source of this 891-nucleotide messenger RNA. RefSeq lists its product as uncharacterized. Gene Ontology annotation, biological process: endonucleolytic cleavage in ITS1 to separate SSU-rRNA from 5.8S rRNA and LSU-rRNA from tricistronic rRNA transcript (SSU-rRNA, 5.8S rRNA, LSU-rRNA); endonucleolytic cleavage in 5'-ETS of tricistronic rRNA transcript (SSU-rRNA, 5.8S rRNA, LSU-rRNA); endonucleolytic cleavage to generate mature 5'-end of SSU-rRNA from (SSU-rRNA, 5.8S rRNA, LSU-rRNA). Gene Ontology annotation, molecular function: RNA binding. The transcript is spliced from 2 exons. The coding region runs from base 1 to 891 and encodes 296 amino acids. The record is from RefSeq and is a predicted model, not a curated record. Gene Ontology annotation, cellular component: nucleolus. NCBI's taxonomy places the organism in Eukaryota, Metazoa, Arthropoda, Insecta, Diptera, Culicidae.